Molecule: messenger RNA, 426 nt
Organism: Coffea arabica (coffee)
Lineage: Eukaryota; Viridiplantae; Streptophyta; Magnoliopsida; Gentianales; Rubiaceae
Source: RefSeq, a predicted model, not a curated record
AUGGAGAUAAUUGAUUUGGAGCUUCAGAAGCUGCAUUCUGCUUGCAAGGAGUGGGGUGGUUUUUUCCAGCUGAUUAAUCAUGGAGUUAGCUCUUCAUUGCUGGAGAAAUUGAAAUCAGAAGUUCAAGAUUUUUUCAAUCUGCCGAUGGUUGAAAAGAACAAAUAUGGUCAAGAACCAGGAGAUGUAGAAGGAUAUGGGCAAGCCUUUGUCAAAUCAAAGGAGCAAAAGCUUGACUGGGCUGACAUGUUAUACAUGAUCACUCAACCAGAAGAUUUAAGAAAACCUCAUUUGUUCCCUAAGCUGCCUCUUCCUCUAAGGGAAAGUCUUCAAGAGUACUCUAUAGAGCUCAAAAGGCUUGCCUUGAAGAUUCUCAGCCUAAUAGCAAAAGCAUUAGGAAUGAAGCAUGAAGAAUUGAAGUGCUUUUAG